AUGCUAUAUCAACGGUGGUGGACAUCAAACAUACCUCCAGGACCAAAGCCAAAGUUCAUGAUCGGAAACUUUCAUCAGAUGAAACCACACUGGACGCAUUCUUUCUUGGAGUGGUCACAGACUUACGGUCCCAUCAUCUCCGUGUGGAUGGGCUCACAGCUCAGCGUCGUCGUCACGAGCUCUGACUUAGCCAGACAAGUCUUGAGAGACAAAGACCACCAACUCUCUAACCGACAGAGGAGCGACAAGAUGACUCAGGAUGGCACAGAUCUUGUUUGGUCCGAUUACACACCACAUUACGUGAAGCUGAGGAAACUCUGCACACUCGAGCUUUUCUCCUUGAAGAGCAUUGAGAACUUCAGGUCGUUGAGAGAGAUGGAAGCAAGAUCCAUGGUUGAGUCUAUUCUCAAGGACGUGAAGAAGAGCGAUGACCAGUCGCCAAAACCGGUGGUCGUGAGGAAGUAUCUAGCUGCGGUUGUGUUGAACACAAUCUCAAGACUAAUGAUCGGGAAACAUUUCGGGGACGAGGAAGGCAAAGAGUUUAAAGCCAUCGUCGAGAAAGAGUUUCUUCUCAGCGGCGAAGGGUCGCUGUUCGACAAUGUCUGGUGGCUAAGAUGGGUUUCGGCUUGGAUCAUCAGCGACAAGGCUUACUUGUCGCACAUGGAACGGAGAACAAAAUGGUUUAGAGGAGCUAUAAAGCCUAUACUAGAGGAAGAAGACGUAGCAUUCAAGGAACAUCAAGGGUUUGUUCGGAAACUGCUGGAGUUGAAAGAGAAGAAAGAGCUGACUGAAGAGACGGUUCAUGGAGUCAUCUGGAACAUGUUCACCGCAGGCUCCGACACAACAGCGGUUAUCAUCGAAUGGGCUAUGGCAGAGAUGAUCAAAUGCCGUGACGUGCAAGAAAAGGCACAGCAAGAGCUUGAUUCCGUUGUUGGAACGGAACGGUUAAUGACUGAAGCAGAUAUCCCAAAGCUGCCAUAUCUACAAUGCUUGGUUAAAGAAGCUCUCCGGCUUCAUCCAUCAACGCCACUAAUGCUUCCACACAAAGCAAGCGAAACGGUUUGGUUAGGUGGGUACAAGGUGCCUAAAGGAACAACGGUUUAUGUCCAUGUGGAGGCGAUUAACCGGGAUCCAGCGAACUGGAGAAACGCGGAUGAGUUUAGACCAGAACGGUUUCUCUUGGAGGAUAUUGAUGUCAAAGGUCGAGACUUUAGGGUUCUUCCGUUUGGUUCGGGGAGACGAGUGUGUCCAGCAGCACAGCUCAGCAUGAACUUGAUGGCGUUGGUGAUGGGAAACUUGUUGCAGUGCUUCUCAUGGAGCUCACCUAUUCCUGGGGAGAGUAUUGACAUGACUGAGAAUCCUGGAUUGCUCUGUAGCAUGAGGACUCCAGUGCAGGCUCUAGCUUCGCCGAGAGCUGUCACAAGAGUUGUGUCUUUAAAUUUGGAUUGA
Messenger RNA from Microthlaspi erraticum, 1449 nucleotides. Lineage: Eukaryota; Viridiplantae; Streptophyta; Magnoliopsida; Brassicales; Brassicaceae. The record is from the annotation of a GenBank genome assembly.